ACUGUCUUCUGACAGUAACCACUGAUGAAGAACCCUCCUUUGAGAAGCUGCCGUUGUGUCCUACAGACAGGCUGGGGCCAAAGCCAUUCAACCAAUCCCCAGAUAAUCCAGAGCUCUUGGGAGCAGAACCUUAAAGAGAGAUAGUGGAGAGAGCCAGGGCCCAGAAGAACUCUCUCAAAGAGAAGAGGGCAGCCAAGAUGACCCGAUGGUCCAGUUACCUGUUGGGAUGGACAACCUUCCUUCUCUAUUGCUAUGAGUCAAGUGGAGGGAUGCAUGAGGAAUGUGUCUUUCCUUUCACCUACAAGGGAUCUGUUUACUUCACUUGCACCCAUAUUCAUAGCUUAUCCCCUUGGUGUGCCACCAGAGCGGUGUACAACGGCCAAUGGAAGUACUGCCAGAGUGAAGAUUACCCACGCUGUAUCUUCCCUUUCAUCUAUCGAGGAAAGGCUUAUAACAGCUGCAUCUCCCAGGGCAGCCUCUUAGGCAGUCUGUGGUGCUCGGUCACCUCUGUCUUCGAUGAGAAACAGCAGUGGAAAUUCUGUGAAACGAAUGAGUAUGGGGGAAAUUCUCUCAGCAAGCCCUGCAUCUUCCCCUCCAUCUACAGAAAUAAUGUGGUCUCUGAUUGCAUGGAGGAUGAAAGCAACAAGCUCUGGUGCCCAACCACAGAGAACAUGGAUAAGGAUGGAAAGUGGAGUUUCUGUGCCGACACCAGAAUUUCUGCGUUGGUCCCUGGCUUUCCUUGCCACUUUCCGUUCAACUAUAAAAACAAGAAUUAUUUUAACUGCACUAACAAAGGAUCAAAGGAGAACCUUGUGUGGUGUGCAACUUCUUAACAACUACGACCAAGACCACACCUGGGUGUAUUGCUGAUGCUGAGGAGAGGAGAAAUAUCUUCAGAGGAAGACCACCAUACUGAGGCUAAGCACAAAUUCGUCUUUUUCCUUGCAUCUGUCAAGCUUAAAUAACCACCUUUAGAAAUACCCUCUGCACCACCUGGUUCAAUCAGCUGGUCCUUUGUGAAGAACCUAGAGAGAAUGCGGCAUAACCACCAAUAAAGGAGUCUUGAUUUAACCCUGG
Messenger RNA from Gorilla gorilla gorilla (western lowland gorilla), 1077 nucleotides. RefSeq names its product epididymal sperm binding protein 1 (gene ELSPBP1). The transcript is spliced from 7 exons. The coding region runs from base 198 to 833 and encodes 211 amino acids. Gene Ontology annotation, biological process: sperm capacitation. NCBI's taxonomy places the organism in Eukaryota, Metazoa, Chordata, Mammalia, Primates, Hominidae. The record is from RefSeq and is a predicted model, not a curated record. Gene Ontology annotation, cellular component: cell surface. Gene Ontology annotation, molecular function: heparin binding.